Molecule: messenger RNA, 3149 nt
Organism: Spirodela intermedia
Lineage: Eukaryota; Viridiplantae; Streptophyta; Magnoliopsida; Alismatales; Araceae
Source: the annotation of a GenBank genome assembly
AUGGCUACGUUUCUGGCGACGCCCGCUAGUCUGCUCCGUCCGAAGUGCCGGAGCUCCAAUUGCCUGGAGGUUCCGAAGGGCCUUCCGAUCCUCCAUCUCAGGCAGAGGACCCGGAGGCCCCGGCAACUGAGGCUCUCUCAUCUGCCUCGAGAAUCCAUCUACUUCCGGACUCUUACCGCUCUGUGUGCGUACGGCGAAGCGACUGAGACGGAUGCGGUGGAAGAGACGACAUCCGAGGUAGCUUUCUUACGGAUUGACACUCUUGUUUUUUAUUGGUACGGUGAAUGGUUCGCUCGAAUGGCUCUUUAUGCCGCUUAAUCAUUCUGUUUUUUCAUUCAAUCUUCAACUUAUUUUUACUAGCGUUUUUGCUUUUGUUUAAACACUGGAAAACAUUUUGCGUUGCAUAUUUUCUUCCCUGGUUGAUGCAUCUGUUGUAUUCUCUAGUCUCCCUGAAUUCUGAUACUGUAGGUUUUAUAAUAAGAUUGGUUAGUGAUUCUCUGUCAAAAUUUUCUAAAAGAAGUCCCACUGAGCUCUGGCGGUGAUAUGUAACACCACGCGGAGUUAGGUAGGUUAUACAUUAGGGAUUGCGGUUCGCCUUUUCAAUUCUGAAAAAAGAUGCAUCAAGAAGAAAAAAAAGGGGAAAUUUCCUGGUUAAUUUUGGUGUAGAAAGAUUCCGUUUCAACUACUUAUCUUCACAUAAUUUUUUAGCUGAAAUAUAAUAAACUUAUCUCUAUGAUGCAAUGUAUGAAGUUCAGGUGCCGUUCUUUGUCUGAAUUUAUGUUUUUUGGUUGGAAUCUCAUCUUAUUUGGUAUGAAGAAGAUUUCACUGAAACCGUACAAGAAAAUCUUACACUCCCAGUUGUGUAUGACUAAUGCGGACCUCUACAAGCUGCAAGAACUACCUGCAUCUUCUGUGUGAACGUUUUAGCAAAGGGAUCCCCCUAGCAUUUCUUUUGUAUUACAUACAUAAAUUAAUAUUAUUAAAAUGGUGAAAUUAUAAGGACUGUAGUUAGACUGCACAAAUUUAUAUUCCAUAUCACAUGAACAGAUUUAAUAGGUUUCUUCAGGCUCUUUUGUAGUCAGACUGCACACAUUUCUUCAGCAUUUUUGGGUCUCCAAUAUGUUCCAACGCCUCCUUCCCCCUCAACAAUUACUCCGUUCCUUUCUGUGGAGUCUAUUUGAACAUGUCCAGACCACAUCGAGCAGGUCUCCCUUUUUGUUUUCUAUAGGUAUCUUGCCUAGCUUCGUUGAAGACUCAUUUGUAAUUUUUCCUCUGAGGGUCAGCCUACUUUUUCCCCAUAAAAUUAACUAUUCUUUGUUGCCUGCCUUAUUCAUUCCUUAAUGUCAAAACCUUCAGGGUGGAUCCCUAUAAAUUCAAUGCUUAUGCUUCUGUUACUCAAUGUACAUAAGGCUGCUACUUGAUCAAAAUGUCCAUCUUACUUCAUCAGGAAGUCUUGGUUUCUGCUUUAUUUCUUGCAUACAUAUGGUACAUUAGUAAAGGUAUUAUUGCCUUUAAUAAUGGCCGCUAUAAGAUAUAUUGAAAUACUCAAUCAUAGACACCUGGCUUCCUAAUGGGACCUUGUGAAUGGACUUGAUGUUAUACUUGUGUAUCCAACCUCUUGUCAUGACUAUUCACCAUUUUUGCAAUGAUUACAGGUUGUCUAUAGUCUGUUUGCACGCACUUGUUUAUGUUUGCUUCUUAAAUUACGAUAUUUUUUAUUUUAACUGGAAUCAAGUAGGGUAUUCUUGCUCCUCCGAAUUUACUAAAAAGUGCAUUACAAAAGUCGCAAUGGCAAAUCUCUUUUGGCUGGAUGGAUUCAUAUAAUUGAUCAUCCUGCCUUGAUAUUUAUAUCUCCAAAGAGAUUUCUAGAUCUUGUCAUAUCGAAUGGGGAACUUUGAUUAUUCGUCAUUUCUUACCAAAAAGUCAAUGACUGUGGUAAUCUGGAAUUGUAAUCUCAUCCCCUUUAUCUUUAUGACUAACCUCUGUGAAGUCAUUGUAGUAAAUGGUGAGAAAUACUCUCUCAUACUUUUAUGUGGCCCAGCUUCUGUCGGAAGUUGACAUGUUACUGAGAAAGGAAUCAUCUUUGCAUCAUACUCUAAUUAGCUCUUUUCUAGUCUUCUGCGUCAUUUAUGUAGUUCUUCUAUCCUCGUCAAUUUGGCUGUAGUGCCUAGCAGCGGUAGCAGUCUCAUGGCAUAAACCUAUAACUCCUUCACUACUUGCUGUUUCAUUUCUAUCUCUGUAGCAUUAAUUAAGAAUGUGAACCUCUUCUCAACAGGCAAAUUCAGAAGACGAGGUUGCCAUUGAAGAGGGCGAAACAGAUGGAGCUACAGUCAAUGCAGAGGACGCGCAAUCAUCAGCUGUAUUGGCAUCUCUUCAGUCCUACAGAGAAGCCUUAGCUAAUGAUGACCAAUCCACGAUUUCCGAGAUCGAAGCCUUUCUUCAAUCAGUCGAAGACGAGAAGAAUGCUCUCGCAUCCAAAGUCGCCGCUUUAUCCGAGGAGCUGUCCGUGGAGAAGGACCGGGUCCUCAGGAUCAGCGCUGACUUUGAAAACUUCAGGAAGAGGACUGAGAGAGAACGACUCUCCCUGAUGACCAAUGCCCAAGGGGAAGUAGUGGAGACCCUGUUGCCGGUUCUGGACAACUUCGAAAGGGCUAAGGCUCAGAUCAAGGUGGAGACCGAGGGAGAAGAGAAGAUCAACAACAGCUACCAGAGCAUCUAUAAACAGUUUGCCGAGGUUCUGAACUCGUUAGGCGUUGAAGCCGUGGAAACCGUCGGCACCUCAUUCGACCCAAUGGUGAGUACUUUGUUGGAUAUCUUUGUUUUUCUCUAAAUUAAAUCUCUGAAAAACAGCAAUUUUGUAGCUUUUUUUGUUGUUAUUUGGCCACUGUUUUCUCAUUAUUUUCUAUUUUUUGUGUAUAAAAAAGCUUCAUGAGGCGAUAAUGCGCGAGGACUCCACAGAGUUUGAAGAAGGCAUUGUACUCCAAGAAUUCCGGAAGGGAUUCAAGAUUGGGGACAGGCUCCUGCGCCCUUCGAUGGUGAAGGUGUCUGCCGGACCGGGGCCCGCCAAGACUGAGGAUGCUCCAGACCUGGUCAGCAGCGGAGGAGCUGAUCAAGAGAGCGGCGAGGAGGGCGCCGGGGAGUCGGCAUGA